AUGGCAACUCAAGUGCUGGGACAGUCUGGCGGGAGCAGCCUCUUUCCUGGCAGUUCUAAUAUUGGUAUGGCAUUGCCCAACGACAUGUAUGACUUACACGACCUUUCUAAAGCUGAGCUGGCAGCUCCUCAGCUUAUUAUGUUGGCAAACGUGGCCUUGACAGGAGAAGUCAAUGGCAACUGCUGCGAUUACCUGGUUGGAGAAGAGAGGCAAAUGGCAGAACUCACAACAGUGGGUGACAACAACUUUUCAGACAGCGAUGGAGAAGGUAUGGAAGAUACCCAGGCUGCAGAGAGCGACCACGAGGCACCUGAAAAUGUGGAAUUAAGCUCCCUUGAAGUUCCUAGUGUAGAAACCCAAGCUGAAGCUGCUUGCCCCCCUCCUAAGACUCCCACUGUGGACAAAGAUGUCUCACUGGAAGCACCGAGUACUCCAGAGAGCACAGAGGACAAGUGUAAGAGCUUGAAGAGCAAGCCGUUUCGUUGUAAGCCUUGCCAGUACGAGGCAGAGUCUGAAGAGGAGUUUGUGCAUCAUAUCAGAGUUCACAGUGCUAAGAAAUUCUUUGUGGAAGAAAAUGCAGAAAAGCAAGCCCAGGUGAAGGAGUCUGAUUCUUGCACGGCAGAAGAGGUGGAUUUCUCUAAGGGCCCGAUCCGUUGUGAUCGUUGUGGCUAUAACACUAACAGAUAUGAUCACUAUCUGGCUCACUUGAAGCACCACAACAAAGCAGGGGAAAAUGAGAGAGUCUACAAGUGUACCAUAUGCACUUACACUACCGUCAGUGAAUAUCACUGGAAGAAACACCUAAGAAAUCAUUUUCCCAGGAAGGUGUAUACCUGCUCACAAUGCUCCUAUUUUUCAGACAGGAAGAACAACUAUAUUCAACAUAUUCGAACUCACACAGGAGAGCGACCCUAUCAAUGUGCUAUGUGUCCUUACUCCAGCUCUCAGAAGACCCAUUUAACCAGGCACAUGCGCACCCACUCAGGUGAGAAGCCAUUCAAAUGUGAUCAGUGCAGCUAUGUGGCCUCAAACCAGCAUGAAGUAACUCGUCACGCAAGGCAGGUUCACAAUGGGCCAAAGCCUCUGACUUGCCCACACUGUGACUACAAAACAGCUGACCGCAGCAAUUUCAAAAAGCACGUUGAGCUCCACGUUAAUCCGCGCCAGUUCCUCUGUCCUGUUUGUGAUUACGCAGCAUCUAAAAAAUGUAACCUGCAGUAUCACAUCAAAUCCAGGCAUCCCGAUUGUUCUGACAUCACCAUGGAUGUUUCAAAGGUGAAGCUAAGGACUAAAAAGAGCGAAGCUGACUUUUCCGAGAGCGUUAAUGACAAAGCGGAGAAGGAACAAGUGAAAGGGGAUUCAGCUGCAAAGAAAACUGAGAAAAUUGUGAAAGUGGAGAAAAAAGAUAAUUUGGCAAAGGAAAAGAAGCCGACAAGCAGUGUUUCUGCAGGCCAGGUGACAACCAGAAGUCGGAAAUCGGCUUCAGAAAACAAGGAGGUGGAUAUUAAAACUGAGAAAAAUACUGAGAAAACAUGUAAAACAAAGAAGAUCAAAAGAAAGGCAGAGGCUGAAGUAACUUCCUCAAAGCAAGAGCCUGCAAACGAUACCUCGGCAGUAACAAAAAAGAAAAAGAAAUUGGAAGUUAAACCCAGAGACUGCCAGGAAGCUCAAAAAGGUGACAACGUACCAGAAGAGGAGCCUAAAAAGCAAAAUUCUUGCCUCAAGAAAAACAGAAAAAAGAAAGCUCUGAAAAAUAAGCACAGUAAGAAAAGCAGUAAACUCAAUCAGGAGCAGAUCGAGGAAGAGGAGAUGCCAGACGAGUGUCAUAUCACAGAAGAAGAUGGAUGCGUGAAGCCUGACACUGAGGGCAGCAGCCAGAAGGAGCAAGAUCCCACUGACACAGCAUUAAACAAUGAUGGUGGUCACGCUCUGAAGGGGGAGAGCACCGAUCCCAAAGGAAGCUGCACACAAGACCCAGGGCAACUUUGUUUGCCAGCUCAGGAUGCAAACACAGAAGCUGAGGUAGAGGACCAAGAGAUGCCUGCUGCAGCAAGAGAGAGCGAAGACACUGUUGAUGAAAAAGAGGAAGAGAGAAAAGUGGACAGAGGGGAAGAUGCUUGCUCUGAGGAAUCUUCCCAUGCAGUGCCUUCUGAAAAACGCUUGGAUGUGCCCAUGGAUGUAGAACCAGGCCUGGCACCUGAGAAGGAGCCAGAGGAAACCUCUGUGGCAGAAACUGUGAGUAACUCAGACCAGAUGGACCUGACCAAGACGUGCCUGACAGUGACAGAGCCAACAGGAGAUGCCGUGCCGGCACCUGCACCCCCAGAAGGGUGUACGCAAAGCCCUAAAGUAGCUCUGGCCUUACCAUCUCCGGAUAACACAGCAGUGAGUGAAUCUCAGGAAGUGGAUGAGGAUGAGGGCAUCCACAGCCACGAAGGCAGCGACAUAAGUGACAACAUAUCAGAAGGAAGUGAUGACUCGGGGUUAAAUGGUGCUCGCUCUGUACAAGAGGAAACAAAUCCAAAGAUGUCACAAGGAGCUGCAGACACCACAGUGGCCAGGGAGAACUAUGUGUGCAUUUUUUGUGACCGAUCAUUUAAAAAGGAAGGUGAAUAUAGCAAGCACCUCAAUCGCCACUUGGUCAAUGUGUAUUAUCUUGAGAAGGCAACAAAAGGGCAGGAGUAGAAAUAGCUGUGGUUUGGGGGAAUCUUAUUUUGUAAGAUCUUAUACAGCUUAUGUACAGAUACUGUAGAUUUUUUUUUUAAGCACGGUUUGCUUUAGUGUCUGCAUUGGUUUGGUUUUUGUUGUUUGUUUUUUUUUAAAGUUGAAAAUAUUUUUGACAACUUG
Messenger RNA from Antrostomus carolinensis (chuck-will's-widow), 2847 nucleotides. RefSeq names its product RE1 silencing transcription factor (gene REST). Bases 1 to 2685 code for a protein of 894 amino acids. Gene Ontology annotation, biological process: positive regulation of transcription by RNA polymerase II. The record is from RefSeq and is a predicted model, not a curated record. The transcript has 3 exons. Gene Ontology annotation, cellular component: nucleus. NCBI's taxonomy places the organism in Eukaryota, Metazoa, Chordata, Aves, Caprimulgiformes, Caprimulgidae.